AUGAACCUCAACAGUUUACCACCCCAUCCUGACCAGAAACAACCACACCAAGAAAAACCCCACGAACGCCCAGCCAAAUCAAACUGGUUCGAUCGGAAGACUCUAUGGAUAGGGAUCAUCCUCAUCUUAUAUGGAAUAUUCGAACUAUCCAGUCACCAGUCGAACGUCCCUAAAAACAGCAAGAAUCCUAAUCAUCCACUAGAACUCUUGGACUUUAGUUCACUCCCUGGGUUUUUCAUCCAAGACGAUCGCGAUCAGGAUCCUCAAGACUUCCACAUCUACCAUCCUAACUCGUCUUUCGGUCUCAUCGAUCAUCGCUCCCCGGAUCGAUGGAUUCAAUUCCAACAAAAAAUCAAACACCUCAUCGAGCACAGCCCGAGUGAUGCCAAGCACAAAGUGAUCUUUAUCGCGCGACAUGGUCAAGGAUUUCACAACCUGGCAGAGUCGAAGUACGGGACACCUAUGUGGAAUUGUUAUUGGUCUGAGAAAAUGACAGAUGGUCAACUUGUUUGGGGACCAGACGCACGAUUGAGUGCUCUCGGGAAGGAUGAAGCCCAACAAGCUGCAAAAGCUUGGACAAGAGAACUAGCCCAUCACGCCCCCCUUCCAGAACUUUUUAUCCUCUCGCCAUUAAGUCGGGCUAUCGAAACCAUGCUCAUCACUGGGGUGUGGAAACACGUUGCCAAUCACUCGGAGUAUAAUGAGAAACCACAACCAAAGAUAAUUGUAGCAGAGAAAUGGAGAGAGAAUAUUGGUUUGCACACUUGUGAUCAACGAAGAUCGAAACAAAGCAUCUCCAACGAUUUUCCAAUCGUCGAAUUCGAAAAUGGAUUUAAUGAUCAUGACUUGCUUUGGACUCAAGACUUACAGGAAACCGAUCAACAAUUAGACAUUCGGAUCAGAGCAGCCCUGACAAACGUUUUUCUAGACCCAAUGAGUUGGAAUCUUACAUAUAUUUCGAUCACCGCUCAUUCGGGAGUGAUUUCAUCGUUGUUGAGAGUUCUGGGACAUCGACCAUGGCCCACUGAGACGGGUGGAAUGAUCCCACUGGUCGUUCGUGCGACGCCCAAGAAAACUCCCACUCGGCCUCCUAAUCCCGGGCCUAGUGCUACUAAGCCCCCUUGUCCAACAUCUUAUUGAAACGGGUUGACUCUUUGUUUUCCAUGCAGUCCUUCCCGCAAAAGGGCGAUGGAACAACAAAGCAUUUGGUCACUUGCUGAGUCGAAGAUUGUCCGGUUAUUCUUGCUUGCUGAAAUCGGGAAAGGACACUUGGGUUCUGGGCAGACAUUGUCAGGUUUCUGUUUCAUAUGCCUCACAUGUUGCUGAAUGGUUGACGGGAGAGGAGGAUCAUGUUUUAAUAUCUGUAGUGCAUCCUUUCUAUAUCGUUUGUACCAACCGAAUUCUGUUUAUUAGUCUUUCUUAAUGAUGAUAAAAAGUUUACUGCCUCGAG
Messenger RNA from Puccinia graminis f. sp. tritici CRL 75-36-700-3, 1450 nucleotides. RefSeq lists its product as uncharacterized. NCBI's taxonomy places the organism in Eukaryota, Fungi, Basidiomycota, Pucciniomycetes, Pucciniales, Pucciniaceae. Gene Ontology annotation, cellular component: cytoplasm. The record is from RefSeq and is a predicted model, not a curated record. The transcript has 10 exons. The coding region runs from base 1 to 1140 and encodes 379 amino acids. Gene Ontology annotation, molecular function: phosphatase activity.